AUGAAGAGAAAGGACAAGGUAAAAGAAAGAGACAAAAAUUUGCGCGAGAAAGGGAAGAUGAACACGUGGAUUAUGCCGGUGAUAGCGGAGAAUGGCAACUGUCGGCGACCCCUUAAUACCUCUCACAUGACAAGACAUCCAAACCUCCUCAAAAAGGGAACAAGGUUCGUUGUUAAUGGGUGCUUCUUGUCACAAGAUGUGAGUGAGCUCAGGUGGGUCCAGGGCUCCAACCGUGAGCUUUGA
Sphenostylis stenocarpa is the source of this 243-nucleotide messenger RNA. NCBI's taxonomy places the organism in Eukaryota, Viridiplantae, Streptophyta, Magnoliopsida, Fabales, Fabaceae. The record is from the annotation of a GenBank genome assembly.